This is a messenger RNA of Plenodomus lingam JN3, 1062 nucleotides long. NCBI's taxonomy places the organism in Eukaryota, Fungi, Ascomycota, Dothideomycetes, Pleosporales, Leptosphaeriaceae. The record is from RefSeq and is a predicted model, not a curated record.
AUGUCCGCACCCAUCGACAGUGCCACCGCCCAGCUGGCCAACACCUCCCUCGACAACACCACCGCUCCCACCACCGAGAGCACUGGCGCCCAGCAGCCCACCGCAGCCGAGGACGAGGCUGUCCGUGCUUCUGCCGCCGAGGGCAGGCGACUUUAUAUUGGAAACCUCGCGUACGCGACCACCGAGGGGGAGUUGAAGGAUUUCUUCAAGGACUACCUGGUCGAGUCCACGACCAUCCCCACCAACCCCCGCACUUCGCGCCCUGUUGGCUACGCCUUCGUCGCGCUCUCGACCCCCUCUGAGGCUGAGCGUGCCAUCGCAGAGCUCAACGGCAAGGCCAUUCUCGACCGCAAGGUCUCCAUUCAGCUUGCCCGUACUCCUGAGGCUCACGCCGAAGGUGCUGGCAGCGGUGCCGAGGGCAACAACGCCGAACACCGUCGUCGCAACUCUACCCGUGGACGCGGUCGUGGCCGUGGUCGUGGUGGCCGCGCUGGACGUGGAGGACGUGCUGCCGAAGGCGCCGAUGGUGCCGAGCAGGUAGAGCUCUCCAACGAGGCCCCUGCGGACUCUACCCCCACAAAUGGUGACAAGAAGGACGCCGCUCCCCGUGAGCCUCGUGAGCGCAAGCAGCGUGGUCCUCCCGAGGAUGGUGUCGCCUCCAAGACCAAGGUCAUGGUCGCCAACCUUCCUUAUGACCUGAAGGAGGAUAGGCUCCUCGAAAUUUUCAAGGAUUACUCCCCCACCCAGGCCAAGAUCGCCCUCCGCCCUAUCCCCCGUUUCAUGGUCAAGAAGCUCCAAGCUCGCGGUGAGCCCCGCAAGGGCCGUGGCUUCGGUUUCGUCACCCUCGGUUCUGAAGAGCUCCAGCAAAAGGCUUGCGCCGAGAUGAACGGCAAGGAGAUUGAGGGCCGUGAGAUCGCCGUUAAGGUCGCGAUCGACUCCCCCGGCAAGGAGGAUGAUCACGUCGAGGCUGCCGAGGGCGAUGCUGCUCCCAAGGAGGCUGCUGCUGCCACCGAGUCCACCGACAAGCCGGCCGAGACCCCAGCUGCUACCACCACUGCUUAG